GCUCCUAGAGUGGUCCGGAAGUGCAUGAACUGGUUCGGCUUCCGGCGGCCGCCGCGCCCCGCGCUCCCAGGCCAGUUUCCGUUGUCAGGCAGCUGCCGACCGCGGGGGAGAUGUCCGCCCUGGGGGCUGUGGCCCCCUACCUGCACCCUGCCGGCCCGGUCAGCUUCCUGGGGCCGCAGCUGCCCCCGGAGGUAGCGGCCCUCGCCCGCCUGCUGGGCGACGUGGACAGGAGCACCUUUCGGAAGCUCCUCAAGCUGGUGGUCAGCGGCUUGCAUGGGGAGGACUGCCGCGAGGCCGUGCAGCGCCUGGGCGCCGGCGCUGGGCUGCCGGAGGAGCGCCUGGGGGCCCUGCUGGCCGGCACGCACACGCUGCUGCGCCGGGCCCUGCGGCUGCCGCCCAGUAGCCUCAAGGCCGAGCCCUUCAGGGAGCAGCUGCAGGAGCUCGGCUUUCCCCGGGACCUGGCCGGGGAUGUGGCCAGUGCCGUGUUCGGGAGCCAGCGGCCGCUCCUGGACAUGGUGGCCCUGCGGCAAGGCACCGGGCUGCCCCGCCUGCAGGACUUCCGCUGGCGGGUGGACGUGGCCAUCUCCACCAGCGCCCUGGCGCGCUCGCUGCAGCCCAGCGUGCUGGUGCAGCUGAGGCUGUCGGACGGGACCGCGCACCGGUUCGAGGUCCCCGUGGCGAAGUUCCAGGAGCUGCGGUACAGCGUGGCCCUGGUCCUGAAGGAGAUGGCGGCGCUGGAGAAGAAAUGCGAGCUCAAGCUGCAGGACUAAGCCUGGCCUCGUCAGUGAGAACCGGCGCCUGCAUGGAGACGGGCUCGCUCUUGGCACGGCCGGGUACAGCAGGUGCCCGUUGUUGGAAGUAAGGGCUUCCCACGUGGGCCUUAAGCUGCACCCCGGGGUGGUCAUCUCAAGGCCAGUCCGGGCCAGGGCCCUUCGGAAGCUGUCAUGUCCUGACCCAUUUGCUUUGUGAAUCUCCCAGCAACGUCUGGAUUUGCAUUCUGUCUUGGAUCCUGGUCCGCAUGGCGCUGACACCAGUGGGUUAAUGCGCAGAGAAUGCACAAUAAAAGCAAAAAUCCAAAACA
Molecule: messenger RNA, 1081 nt
Organism: Ochotona princeps (American pika)
Lineage: Eukaryota; Metazoa; Chordata; Mammalia; Lagomorpha; Ochotonidae
Gene: COMMD5
Product: COMM domain containing 5
Exons: 2
Coding region: 111-770 (219 amino acids)
Cellular component (GO): nucleus
Source: RefSeq, a predicted model, not a curated record